This is a messenger RNA of Sphaerodactylus townsendi, 3851 nucleotides long. It is a transcript of the gene UAP1L1, whose product is annotated as UDP-N-acetylglucosamine pyrophosphorylase 1 like 1. Gene Ontology annotation, biological process: UDP-N-acetylglucosamine biosynthetic process. Lineage: Eukaryota; Metazoa; Chordata; Lepidosauria; Squamata; Sphaerodactylidae. Gene Ontology annotation, molecular function: UDP-N-acetylglucosamine diphosphorylase activity. The transcript has 9 exons. The coding region runs from base 336 to 1865 and encodes 509 amino acids. The record is from RefSeq and is a predicted model, not a curated record.
GUGCCGCCCGCAGCUGCCCCGCACUUUUCUCCGCCCUCCACGCGCCGCUUUUCCUGCCGAUCAGUGGCAUCCCAACCCCUUUCUUCAGUGGCCCGGCUAUCUGAUUGGACGGAGGCCCUUCGGCAGCCGAGGAGGGCUGGAGGACAAGGUUCAGGAGGAGGAAGGACAGCUCCCGGGCUCGCCAGCGGCCAGGAGGAAAAGCCCGCGGCCCGCGCGCUCCGGAGCAUUGGCUGGAGGUGUCCAGGAAAAGGCGACUUUGCACGUUUGCAUCGACCCGUCAUUGCUGGGGGAACAGGAACUCCAAAAGCAGCAGCCAGCCAGCGCGGGGAAAGGCCAUGGGGCCCUCGGAAGAGGAGCUCCGGGCGCGCCUGGAGCGCGUCGGCCAGGCUCACCUGCUGCGCUUUUGGGCCGAGCUGGAACCGGCCCAGCGGGACUCUCUCCGGCAGACGCUGGUGCAGCUGGACGCCCGAGAGUUGGGCGAGCAUUGCAAGCUGGCGGCGGAGGCCUGCGCGCGGGAGCAAGGCGGGUCUGGCCAGGGAAGGCUGGACGGCAAUUUGGAGCCCAUCCCUGCCCAGUUCUUGGGCGGCGUCAGCAGGAGCGACGCGGCGACGCUGGAGAGGUGGGAGGAGGAAGGGCUCCGUCAGAUCUCUCAGGACAAGGUGGCCAUGCUCCUUCUGGCUGGGGGACAAGGAACACGCCUGGGGGUGCCUUAUCCCAAGGGCAUGUAUGAUGUGGGGCUGCCCAGCCACAAGACUCUUUAUCAGAUCCAGGCGGAGAGGAUCCGCAAAGUGGAGCAGCUGGCUGGCAGACGUUUUGGCACGCAGUGCGCCAUCCCAUGGUAUAUUAUGACAAGCGAGUUCACACUGGGGCCAACUGAGAAGUUCUUCCAGGAGCAUAAUUAUUUUAACUUGAAGAAGUCAAACGUCGUCAUGUUUGAGCAGAGGAUGCUUCCUGCUGUCACGUUUGAUGGGAAGGCCAUCCUGGAAGAGAAGGGCAAACUUGCCAUGGCUCCAGAUGGCAAUGGUGGUUUGUACCGUGCUCUGGUGGACAACAAGAUCCUGGAGGAUAUGGAUCGGCGUGGCAUUCGGUACAUCCAUGUUUAUUGUGUGGACAACAUCCUUGUCAAAAUGGCAGAUCCAGUCUUCAUUGGCUUCUGUGUGUCUAAAGGGGCCGAUUGUGGUGCUAAGGUAGUGGAGAAAGCAUACCCCACAGAGCCUGUUGGGGUAGUGUGUCGUGUGGAUGGAAUAUGCCAGGUAGUGGAAUACAGUGAGAUCACCUUGGAAACUGCACAGAUGCGGAACCCAGAUGGUCGGUUGACAUACAGCUCCGGUAAUAUCUGCAAUCACUUCUUCACCCUUGGCUUCCUCCAGGAGAUAGCAGAGAAAUUCGAACCCCAGCUGAAGCAUCAUGUGGCUAUCAAGAAGGUGCCGUUUGUGGAUGAGAAGGGCAAUCUGGUAAAGCCUCUAAAACCCAACGGGAUAAAGCUGGAGAAGUUUGUGUUUGAUGUGUUCCAGUUUUCUAAAAAUUUUGUGGCCUUUGAAGUUCCAAGAGAAGAUGAAUUCUCUCCACUGAAAAAUGCAGACACUGCCAACAAAGAUACGCCCACCACGACACGGCAGGCACUCCUGUUCCAACACUACCGCUGGGCUGUGAAGGCUGGAGCAACAUUUGUUGAAGCCAAUGGUCAAAGAAUACCUGAGAAAUACAGUUUAUCAGAAGAUGAAGAGUCACCUGUUGUGUGUGAAAUUUCACCUCUAGUCUCUUACUUUGGGGAGGGUCUAGAUGCAUACUUGAAAGCAAAAAUUCUUCAGUCACCUUUUCUUCUGGAUGAAGAUGUAGAGAAAUUCAUAGCACAGCAUGAAUGAAGGAGACCUCUCUCAGGAGAUAAACUCUGGCAACUAGCCUUUUCUGGGAAAUUCUUUAUUUUUGAGUUUCUUUCAUAUACUUUUUUUGUCUUAUGGAAGCAAGUGAUUUGAUGGUCCAACAUGACUGGCAUUCAUCCUGCCACCACACAAUCACUGAGCAAGCAUUUUACUGCUGCUCUGCCUGAACAGAAUUUUUUCUUUCCUUAAACCUUGAAGCUAGGUAGUAGCAUGCCAUAUUCUUUCUGGGUCUUUUGAAACGUGACUUUUGUCCUGAAGAUGCUACAUGUGCUAGAGAGGGAGGAAGGGGGUGGGGCAGGGGGAGAAAUACUUGUGCCUACUAUUUCUUAAAGAUUUUUCAAAGUAGGGCUGACACUUGAGCCUUUUAAAAAACACACAUCAAAAACAGCAGCUUGAUGUCAGCAGUGGUAAAAUUAAAAAAUGCAGUGAUGGGGAUUAAAGACCUGACAGUUCAUUAUAGGGCUUUUCUUCUCUGCGGACUGUUGCAACCAUAUGGGUACAGAGGAUUUGGUGCCUUUUCCAAAUCUUUAUCCAGUUCAUCUCCAUGUUGGUCUAAUUUGUAUACUUUUAACAGUCUGGGCAUAUUUGCAUGGUUGCAUGUAGCUUAAUUUAUUCUAUACUUUUUUGUGUAAGUAUGUUUUUGUUUCUGUAAACAGCCUGAAACCAUCCCAGCUGUUUAAAAUAUGAAUCUGUCUCUUUUCCAGCUUCUGAGAUUUCAGUAGGCACAGCUGCCACAUUUUAACUGUAUUUUCCUAGCUAUACUUUUUUAACAUGAACAAAAAAUGAAAGGUGAGACAUAAAAACGGCUAAACAAAUUCUGCAUCCUCUGUUAUUUUCAGAGUACUGUCUUCUGCACGUGAAAAGCAAUAGCAAUAUAUGUUUCCCCUGUGCUGACACAGAUAUGUGUGCUUUGAUUCUUGGAAGAGAGUCGAUACAUGAAGAUUUAUUUGUAAUACAUUUUCAGGUCCUUCACAUUUUUUGAAAUAUCAAAAACUUGUUUAUAUACAUUUUUAAUUUCUUAUAUAGUGUAGAAACUAAAUUUUGUAUGAGUGAUGGGAGAUUUCCCAUGGCCUGAAUGGUAUUUUAAUUUUGAAAAUGGGUACACCUGGGUUUUUCAGGAGGGAUAUUAUUAUUUAGAGCGAGGAUAAAAAGGAGGCUGUUCUGGAUUUUCUGCUGUAUUAAAUUGCAGUGAUUAGAGAUUACAUGGAUGUUACUUCAGUAUUGGCAUAUCUUUGAUUAUUGUGAAUGAAUAAAGGCACUUGCUGUCCACAAGGGUGAAACAAGAAUGCAAAAGGUUCCUGCCCUUACCUUUUCAUGAAGAAUAAGAUGCUGUAGGAGACAUUCAUGUUGAAACAGCCAUCCUCUUAACCCUGUACUUGGGCCACAUGAUGCUUCAGAUAUGCAAUCUGGGCUUUACCAGUUGUAUGGCACAAGACCAUCAACGGAGAUGCAACCAUGUUUUCUUGUACCUGGAGAGGAAGGAGUGUGAUGAAUACUUGAAGUAGUUUCAGCUUGUUUAUUUUCUUAAACUUUAUAAAACAAGUGAUGGAUGAUGAGGGAACGCAAGCAUGUAAAGCUUUGGGAAACCCAGCUAUCCUGUUUUCCUAAACCCAGUACAUCUUGUAUUGCCAUCAUCUUGUAUAGUCAUCUGGCAAGAAUGACGAAACAGUUCAGGGGGUUUAAAUUCACAUGCCCAACAACUACAUCUUGGAUUAUGGGGAUUAUUGGGAUUAUGGAGACAGCUGAGUUGUUGGGCUGUCUUUUGGUUCUGGAUAUUUCAUACCUGGAGUCUCAUCCUUUGUGUGUUCUUAUGCAGGAAAUCAGGCCCACUGGAUUCAAUUAACCUUUUUCCUGGGUGAGUGUGUAUGCGUGUAUGCAUGUGGAAGUACGGUGACUGUAACUAUACAAAAGAUGACAGCAUAAAUGUCAUAAUACAUUCUUUGUGGAAAUAAAAUUUUAAAAAAGCAA